AUCACCGUAAAAGUGCUUCUAAUAGCCUUCACUGGUCUCCGUCUAUUGGUCAAUAUAUAUGUCAAUGCAUACCAUAAGUCAUAUUUCCGUUUUCCGCACUGGAGGAAAGGGGAGUUUACGGGAAGCACCUGAACGUAACACAACAUUACCAGCACUCCGGCGGCUGACAAGAGACAAGAUGCAGACUAUAAAGUGUGUGGUGGUUGGUGAUGGUGCUGUGGGAAAGACUUGCCUGCUCAUCUCCUACACCACCAACAAGUUUCCCUCCGAAUACGUCCCCACGGUUUUUGAUAAUUAUGCAGUGACGGUGAUGAUUGGCGGCGAGCCAUACACUCUAGGACUGUUUGACACUGCAGGUCAGGAGGACUACGACAGGCUGCGACCCCUCAGCUACCCUCAGACCGACGUCUUCCUCGUCUGUUUCUCUGUCGUAUCGCCUUCCUCUUUUGAAAAUGUCAGAGAGAAGUGGGUGCCGGAGAUUUCCCACCACUGCCCUCGGACGCCCUUCCUGCUGGUCGGGACUCAGGUGGAUCUGAGAGACGACAGCAACACUCUGGAGAAACUGGCCAAGAACAAACAGCGAGCUCUGACCUGUGAGAGCGGAGAGAAACUGGCCCGUGAGCUGAAGGCCGUCAAAUACGUGGAGUGUUCAGCUCUCACACAGAGAGGACUGAAGAACGUGUUUGACGAGGCCAUCCUGGCAGCUCUGGAGCCUCCAGACAACAAACCCAAGAAGCGCUGUGUCCUGCUAUAGAUGCCACCGGAUGGAGGAGGAGGAGAAGGUGGUGGAGGAGGAGGACGGAGGGGAAGAGAUGAACAGAGGGAGGAGGGAGGAGGGAGGGUGUGGAGGUGGACGAGGUAGAGACACAUGUUUAAACAGUGCCUUCAGCCGUAGUGGCUUAAUGUGGGUGUGGUGUUGCAAGAGACGGGCUCUCGACAGGCUUUGUUUUCAUCCUAGAUGCGUGUCGAUUAUAACAUGACUAACACACGUGAACAACACUCCUCACUAACCAGGAAACGGGGUUUUAAUUAAUUAUAGGAGGAUGCAGGUUGAGCAAUAGAGAGGGUUGCACCUCAGACGCCUUAAAGAUACAAAACGGUGGGUGGAGUCACGGUUACAGCUCAAACUGCCAACCGCCUUCUCAAAAUGAUGACAUUUCUCAAAAGAGUUCUGCUUUAGUCAAACGUUCAAGAAUUGUAUAAAAUUUCUGAAAAAGAUCACGCUGCCGUCUUUCAUUUAUUGGAAUUUCUGGUGAGGCUGAACUGCUGUAGAUGUGCUUCCUGCAGCGGUUUGGAAAGUCUGGACAUUGAAAUUUAACUGACGGUUACAAUGAGUACAUGCACACUCAUACUCCACUGUUUUUACAAAUAUGACAAUAUUCUGAAUUUUAUUUUAUAGGUCAUGUCAAAAGCAUAUUCUGUUUGGACAUUCCAAAUAAGGCCUUUUUCCGAAUUCAGCAUUUUCCGAUUAAGACAGGUGAUAUGCCGGUAUUAUUCGGGUUUUAGGAGCAUUUGGAAUAUGCGUCUCUAUCAGGGUUUUUUACUGCAGUUUGCACCAUUUUACAGCUUCCGUCAGCUCUGUGCGUUGCUAUGGUUGUUGUAAACAACCAGCCAACAGUUUGCGGUAGAGAUGCAUGCCCAAAAGAAAAGCCCACAUCUCUGGUUGGAAGGAGAAACACAGAUCAUUUUAAACAUUACGACAGACUUGGAUAUCAACAGGUUUAUGGACAAAGAUCACAACGCCGACCUUUUCAAGAACGUAAAUGAAGGAAUGAAAUAGGGAGGCUGUGUUCGCACGGUCCAACAAGUCCGCCAACUUUGACAAGAAAUCCUAUUUUGCACAUCUGCAUGUAAACCCAAAUAAUAGUGCAAUAUUCACUUCCAUUAGCUUAGUCGGAAUUUUGUCUUUGUUUUUUGUUUUGUUUUUCGGAAUAAGGGCCAAAACUGGAAUAUUAUGUGCAUGUAAACGUAGUCUGUGUCACACUUGCAACUGAUAGAAAUGUGUCUGAACUCACAGUAUACUAAGGUUAGAAAAACAUUCUUUAAAAUGGAAAAUAUAAAAAAAUAAAACAA
Messenger RNA from Perca flavescens (yellow perch), 2073 nucleotides. Its product is annotated as cell division control protein 42 homolog. Bases 59 to 754 code for a protein of 231 amino acids. Gene Ontology annotation, molecular function: GTPase activity; GTP binding. Gene Ontology annotation, biological process: small GTPase-mediated signal transduction. The transcript is spliced from 6 exons. The record is from RefSeq and is a predicted model, not a curated record. NCBI's taxonomy places the organism in Eukaryota, Metazoa, Chordata, Actinopteri, Perciformes, Percidae.